AAACAAAGAGAAGGGUCGAUUCGCACAAAUAAAAUAAAGUUGUAAAAAGACGACCCAAACAAAACGACUCAGCUUCUUCUUUCUUCUUCUUCAAAUCGGAUCCAAGAUAAACCUGGAUUGAUCCCAAUGUCGAUUUCUGUGCUCACCUAAUUUAGCUCCAAAUCUCUCGCACUCAGAUUCUUCAAAGCUUUUUUGGAAUAAAAAAAAAUGGUGUUGCCGUUGAUGAAACUGGGCACACUCGCCGUCAAAACCAUAAGUAAACCAUUGGCUAGUCAGCUCAAGCACCAAGCUAAGGUUCAUCCAAAGUUUCGUCAAUCUAUCAUCAACUUCGCUCAGAGAAAUCAUCGAAUCACGACGCAAAUGCAAAGACGGAUAUAUGGUCAUGCCACUGAUGUAGAGAUUCGUCCCUUAGAUGAGGAAAAGGCUGUUCAAGCUGCUGUUGACCUCAUUGGAGAGAUCUUUCUCUUUGGGGUCGGUGGAGCCGUUGUUGUUUUUGAGGUGCAGAGGAGUUCACGGUCUGAGGCAAGAAAAGAGGAAGCACGUAAGCAAGAACUAGAGGAUUUGAGAAUAAAAGAUGAAGAACUAGAAAAGCAAGUGGCGGAUCUCAAGAGCAAGCUAGAGGAGCUUGAACAACUUGCUAAGGCACGCGGGUUGAGCGGUAUUUUCCAGUUAAAACCACAGCCCGGUACUACGGCUAGUGGGAAACCAGACAAAUCCAGUUGAAUCAUCAUCACCAUCUUAUUCAAUCUACAAGACUCAAACCAAAGUUAACAAUUCGGUAAUGAUUCUUUUUCACAAGAGCUGAGGAGUUUCUGAUUCUCUCCUCCACAUUCAUGUAUCAUCAUCAAGAACUAUCUGCUUUUUAAUAAUCAAAUUAGGUGACAAAUCAAAACAGUUUUGAUGUUGAGGUUUUGUCUUUUCAACAUUAGUUGCUUAGAUUUGGUCUUUUGAGACCAAUGGCUCGAUUUUAGGUAAUGUUGGAUAAUGACGAAUUCAUUGUGAAAGCGACCUUGAGAGAUAUACCAAAAUAUUUCUUUCUUCACA
Messenger RNA from Arabidopsis lyrata subsp. lyrata, 1044 nucleotides. Its product is annotated as OPA3-like protein. The coding region runs from base 208 to 723 and encodes 171 amino acids. Gene Ontology annotation, biological process: regulation of lipid metabolic process. The transcript has 4 exons. Gene Ontology annotation, cellular component: mitochondrion. NCBI's taxonomy places the organism in Eukaryota, Viridiplantae, Streptophyta, Magnoliopsida, Brassicales, Brassicaceae. The record is from RefSeq and is a predicted model, not a curated record.